Messenger RNA from Copidosoma floridanum, 4108 nucleotides. Its product is annotated as VWFA and cache domain-containing protein 1. Gene Ontology annotation, molecular function: voltage-gated calcium channel activity. The record is from RefSeq and is a predicted model, not a curated record. Gene Ontology annotation, cellular component: voltage-gated calcium channel complex. NCBI's taxonomy places the organism in Eukaryota, Metazoa, Arthropoda, Insecta, Hymenoptera, Encyrtidae.
UUUAAAAAAUAAUAUGUACCACAAAAAUAAUAUUAAUCAUAAGCAUACAAGUACACGUAGUACAAAGCAUAUGUAAAAAAAACAAAAAAAAAAAAGUAGACUCCAGAGAAGAAUCAACCAUGACUAGUUCUCGGGGGUCGACACCCAGUGCCAUUAUUCUACUGAUAGCGCUUAUAGUAGUAGCAUCAAGCUCGGCCAUCCAAGAUGACACCAACAACGCGCCAAAGUGUCAGUUUGGAAAAUCACCGAGGAAGCAAAUCGAUGUUACAGCCCUUGACGGCAUGUGCUUGCGUGACAUGGUCGUCCACCUGUCGAAGCACUUGUACACCCUGGGCGAGGAUGAGCUAGGGGUUGGCAAGUUCCAGGGCAUCCUGGACAGGCUAGUUUUCGUCGACUUGGUGACGACUAUCAGCGCGCGACUGAACGAUCUGGCCAAGAGCCUCAACGACAAGCUCAAAAAGUACACCGACUUGCUCAGGGAGAGCAACAGCGUCGUCCAGCCUAUACUGCUCAAACAGGGCCAGGACGUUUAUUUGAGCUUUGGCAGGAAAACGGAUACCGCGAGCGGCAAACCCUCCGACACUUGCUCCAAAAUCAUAGAUGCGCUCGCCAUGAACGUCCGCAACCAGGACUGGAAGAACCUGCAUAUACUGCCCGUCAGUCAGCCAGGCACAAUGUGCGGCCCACCGAGUUUGGCCCACAACAUAGGUCCCCUCCUGCUGUCCCAGUGCAAUCGCUCCAAAAACAUAAUCCUCCUGCUUGAACAAAACGCCGGCUUCAUGUCCGAGGAGGACGAGACGCUCGCCCAGAUAACGGCCAAGACGAUAGUCCACAUGCUAAGCGAAACCGACCGCGUGACCGUGAUCGGCCUGGCCGCCGGUGGUGGUGGGCUGUGCCUCGACCAGGGCCUGCCAAGGGCCACGGACAUACACAAGAUCCGACUGGACAGGCACAUAGACUCGCUCGUCAGGUCGAGUGCGAAUCAGAGCUUUGGCCUGGACGUCGGCAAGAUCGUCCGAAACGUCGAGGGUGAGCUCGUGCUCGUGCACCUGACCAACAAUUUAAACGCCGGGCUGCACUCGGAUGUCAACAGGAUAGCCGAGGCCAUUAAGAACGAACGGCUCGUAGUGCACCUGAGGACGAUCCUCAUACUGUCGAAUCAGCAGCUGCAACAGACCAGUUUCAAGGAGCACUCCAACAACGGCAGCGUCAUCACCCUGCCGACGCAGCACGUGCUCGGUUACGAGAUCGCGCGCUUGUUUGCCGGUCUCAAGUGCGCCAAGGAGGACGCGAAGCCCUAUUACCUCUCGGAUCCGUACUUUGAGCCCUACAGCAAAGCGAUGAUGCUGUCCAUUGGCCAGAUAACCAACACAGCCUUGCUCUCGUUCGACGUCAAACUUCGGGACUUUGUCGAGGACGUGACGUACUUCGAAGUGGGCAGCCAACAGGUGCACGCCAUACUCCUUGACAAACGAGGCGUCAUCUGGAUGCACAAGAACUUCCCGAGGAUGGAGACCAUAAUUGAACAGCCGCUCAAGGUUUACCUCCAUCAGAUAGAGAACCUCGACGAGGACAUCGUGGCUAGUACAAGGAUGGCCCAAGAGUCUGAAGGCGUGGUCCAGGUAAAGACGCUACUGGGCACAGAGAAGCGACUCUACUGGCGGCAGCUCGAUUACUCGGAACUGAUAGUUUGCCUGGUGGUGUCGGGGCCCCACCUGUUGAGCAGACACCGGCCCGUAACUCCCAGCACCACCAGCCCCGACAAGAACAAGCCACCGAAGCAGCCAACUAUCGAGGAAGUGAGCCUACGGUUGGGUCUGGUGCGUCCGGAUGGCGCCCUCAACGCCGGUAUGUUACACCACCGGCUAGAUUUGGCGCUCGGCACCGGUCAGCUGCGCAGGGACAGUCUGUGCGCUCACGCGGGUAACCGUCGCGUGGCCAGCCACGAGGCGGGAGUACUCUUCCUGUCCGGUUGGUGCUUCCGCUCGGCAGCGGAGCAAGCCCGCCAGUUGGGCCUCGCGGCCCGCGUGACCGUCCAGAGUUACAUGGCCUAUCUGCGCGACGAGACGCGCUUGCUGGCGAAUCCUGGUCUGCGCGACGACGUCAAGCCCGAGUUGAAGACACUCGGUCGGCUGCUCGAGUUGUUCCGCGAACGGCGGGCCACCGAGGGUCCUCUGGAGCGUUUCGUGGUACAGCGCUACGGCGUGGCUGUCGGCUCGGGUGCUCUGGUGUUGCACCCGGGCCUCGUUCUCGACGCCGAGCUGGAUCCGAAACGCCGGGCCUGGUACGUGCGUGGCCUCGAGCAACCCGAUAGGCUGGUCCUCGGUCCGCCGUACCUCGACGCCGGGGGCGCCGGUUACGUCGUCACUCUCAGUCGGCUCGUGCACGAGGGCCGAUCCGUGGGCCUGCACAGCAGUAGCGAUCCCGCCUUUGCCGUCCUCGGGCUCGAUCUCACUCUGGGCUACUUUGGCCGCAUGCUCGAGCAGCUGUUCCCACUCUGCGGACGAUCGGACGGCGUCAAGUGUUUCCUCAUGGACGACAAGGGCUACCUGGUGUACCACCCGGCGUUGAUGAAGCCCGGCGCGAAAGUGGAGCAACAGCACCUGACCAACAAGGAGUUCCUGGUGGCCAACGACAUCCUCAACCACGAGAACUUUGUGAACAAGCGAAUGUGCGCGAGCCACAUGGACGGCACGGGCCAGCGCUACUAUCAGUUCAACGUCUCGCUCGACGAGGUCCUCACCAACAUCGUGCACGGUGAGCACUGCGUGCUUUACCAGCUGGCCGCGGUACCGGGCACCAACCUCUUCCUCGGAGUCGUCAACGUCACCUGCAGCUCCAGCAACGCCUUCUGCCCGUGCAGCACCACGGAUCGCUCGUGCCUGAACUGCAUAAGGAUGGAACAAAUGGACUGCGAGUGCCCGUGCGAGUGUUCCCUGUACACGAGCGAGUGCCAAUCUCGCGAGGCACCUGACACGAAACUCGAGGUUUGUCCGGCGCCCCACGAACAAGGCUCGGCCGGGCUCUCCGCGCCCUGGAUACAGAGCGGCUCGACGAGCGCCCUCCGUCCUUGCCAGGCGUUCAGUUGCCGGAGCUUACCGACUCGCUCCGAUUGCCUGGGCGUCGUUGGGUGCCAGUGGUGCGAACUCGACAGCGACGCCGAGACUACCUUGGACCAGCCCUACUGCGCCGAUCUGGCGCUUUGCUUCCGCGGCGUUCUUGGGGCCAGCAUUCCCUACGGCGACGGCAGCUAUGAUUCGCAGGCCAGCGAAGAGAUGUUGGCAAACGAUUGGCCCGGAGUAGGCUCGGUCGCCGGGGUUAUCCUUGGGUUGUUGCUCGCCGUCGGCUUGGCUCUGUUUUGCCACCGGCUGCGCAACGUGCACACGGGCCUAGAGCACCAGUGUCUCCACAACCACAACUCGCCGGACACGUUGCGCAUGACUCACCUGGACUGCGAGCUCGAGCCUACCGAUCACGAGCCCAAGCCUAGCAUGGACUCGGCCUUGUUGCGCGAUUGCGCGGCGGUUGCCGCGGUACCCGUGGUCUCGCCCUACCGCGUAUCAAGCGGCUAUAGGCGGGCACCCCAGGCGGACAGCGACCACGGGUACAGCACCAUGACGCCCCACGACGACUCUGAGCAGCACAACUUCUCCGAGCCUCUGCUCGUGCUCGCCAACGGGCCCAACGACGGACCUGUACCCACGACGGCCAGUGUCACGGCUCUCGAGUCGCCGGCCACGUCGAGCUCGACCAUAGUACCCUCGCCAACGACGAACAUCGCCUCGUCGCCCCACCGGGUCAUCGCCGCUGUCACCGUCCACCGAAACAUGGAGACUAAUUACUGCUAAUGCGCGCCCCGAGGACUCACCUCGCGCCCUUGUCGAACCGGGAGAUCAUCAACGCGGUAUUUUUUCGCGGUUCUCACUUACGUCCGUGUCAGUAUAUAGGUGCACACAUGUGUGUGUGAAUAGGCAUUUUAUUAUCGCGUAACUUGCAUGCUCUGUACCCGACGAACGAUUUAUAUGAUAUACAUAUUGUGAUUGAGCAUGACAGAAUUUAAGGAGUGUUGUGGAGAAUAAUUUUUUUUUUUUUUUUUUUUUUCAAUACC